GCAACAGUAAUCCUGAACGCCCGUGUUGUUACACGAGCGCUUGUAAUCAAACAGGGACAUUUACGCGGCACUUAAAAGUAGGUUAGAGCAAAAACCAGUCCCGCAGAAACGCAUUGGUUUUUAUGUCGAGCUUAUGGCUGUGCGAGCACUGUGAAGCGAGAUGGAGGCGCUGCUGAAGAGAGAGUUGGGCACCUCUCUUCUGAAGAGCACUGGUCACUCAGGGGGAGGAUGCAUCAGCGAAGGCCAGAGCUUUGACACCGACACCGGCAGGGUGUUCGUUAAGAUCAACCACAAGAAUGAGGCUAGGAGGAUGUUUGAUGGAGAAAUGGCGAGCUUGGAAGCGAUCUUGGGGACAGACACAGUGAAAGUGCCCAGGCCUGUGAAAGUCGUGGACCUCGAGAGCAGCGGAGCUCUUUUCGUCAUGGAACAUAUUGAUAUGAGGAGCUUGAAUAAAUGCUCUUCAAAACUGGGGGAGCAACUUGCCGAUCUACAUCUUCACAACAAAAGACAGAUAGAGAAACUUAACAAGGAACAGCAGACUGUUGGAAAAGGAUCGGGAACGUCUGAAGUUCAAAUAGUCAACAAGUUUGGGUUUCAUGUGAAUACCUGCUGUGGUUAUCUCCCUCAGGUAAAUGAUUGGCAGGAUGAUUGGGUGUCCUUUUACGCUCAGCAAAGACUGCAGCACCAGCUCAGUUUGGUGGAACAGUCGUAUGGAGACCGAGAGGCCAGGGAAUUGUGGGCCAGACUUCAACUGAAGGUCCCUCAGCUGUUUGCAGACACAGAGGUGGUUCCAGCUCUGCUUCACGGAGAUCUCUGGGGAGGAAACGUGGCUGAAUGCUCUGACGGUCCUGUCAUCUUUGACCCAGCGUCCUAUUAUGGCCAUUCAGAGUUCGAGCUGGCUAUUGCUGGCAUGUUUGGUGGUUUUGGGGGUUCGUUUUACAGUGCUUACCAUGAGAAGAUCCCCAAGGCCGCUGGCUUUGCAAAGAGGCAACAACUGUACCAGCUGUUCCACUAUCUGAACCACUGGAAUCAUUUUGGUGGUGGCUACAGGGGUUCUUCUGUGCGGAUCAUGAAGGAUCUAGCAAAGUAGAUACACCCCGAUUUAUUAAAGUAUCCCCUUCAAAUGGUCAUUAAAGAAGAUGGAACUAAUUAAGUCACACAUUUUGUGCAUGACCAGGUAAACUUAAUCCAGCUGUACCAGUCUAAUGGAAAUGCAUUGACAAGAUAAAAGUCUGCUGUCUUAAAGUUACUUACACAGAUUAAAAAAGAAAGUCUUAUGUAUAUUAUAUAUAUUUUAAAGCAUAAAUCUGUGAAUUUAUUCCAAACAAUGGCCAAAAGGUAUGUUGGUUACAAGAUCAUUCCCUUUUUGUGAAUUGCACUUAUGAUUGAAUGCUCUUAAAGAGAUCCUCAUUAACAAGAUUGCUUGAUUUAAAAAAAAUGUGUGCACUAAGUAGCAUAAUAUGAGUUACAUUUCACUACGAUUACUUACUAUUAAUUUAAUUGUUUGAGACAAUUUAUAGUGAGUCGUUGAACUGUAAACUUUCAGCUUGCAGGAGUCUCAUCAGAUCCGUUUGGACAUUCAAAUAAAACUUUAAAGAGAA
This is a messenger RNA of Puntigrus tetrazona (Sumatra barb), 1601 nucleotides long. Its product is annotated as fructosamine 3 kinase related protein. The record is from RefSeq and is a predicted model, not a curated record. The coding region runs from base 161 to 1090 and encodes 309 amino acids. Lineage: Eukaryota; Metazoa; Chordata; Actinopteri; Cypriniformes; Cyprinidae. The transcript has 6 exons.